GGCUCUCGGCGCCGCGCCGUCCGCCGUCCCGCCCGGCAGCACCAUGGCGCUGACCGACACCAUCCUGCCCUCCUUCGCCACCUUCGCCAGCCCCUGCCGCGAGAAAACCCUCCACGAAAGGUGGAAGUGCGAGCAGGAGGCCAAGACCCCCGCGGGCAGCUGGGGCGGCCUUUCCCCGCGCAAGGAGGAUGAAGAUCUCAACAACGUGCUGGAUUUUAUCCUUUCCAUGGGCAGUGACAGCUACAGCCAGGGAGCAGCCGGUGGAGACUAUCCCCCAGCCCAAGGGGAGAGCGGCGGCGGCAGCUUUUACCAGACAAACCCGUCCCAGGGAUGCUACAGUGGGCUGGAGCAGGGCAGCCCCCCGCCCUACAGCGCCGGCAUGGUGCCGGAGAUGAUGCGCUCGGACAUGGACUCCAACUACUGCCCUCCCGGCAGCGUCCACGGGAGGUUCUUCGUGACACCCAGCUUUGGGGGCCCACAGUUCGUUGAGAACAUUAAACCCGAGCCCGAUAUGGACAAUUACGGACCCGUCCUGGGGCUGGUGCCCCAGGCUUGCCCAAAGAUCAAGCAGGAGGGCAACGCGACCUGCAUGAUGGCCUACGAGCAGCCCCGGGUCGCCAGCUCCCCCCAGAUCCCCGGCGCAGAGACACCCCCCCUGAGCCCCGACGACCUGAUGGUGAAUGACUGCCACACGCAGAUGAUGUGCCCCUCGUCCGUGUCCUUCCAGCAGAGCUACCACCCAGCCUCCAACUUCCACCACCCGCAGACCCACCUGCAGUACCAGAACACCUCCCAGUUCGGCCUUUUCGAGGACAGCCUGCCCUUACAACCCUCUGCUCCCAGGGGCAUGCUCACCCCUCCUUCCUCGCCUCUGGAGCUGCUGGACUCCAAACCAAAACGAGGACGUCGGUCCUGGCCACGGAAGAGAACAGCCACUCACACGUGCACCUACGCGGGUUGUGGGAAGACCUACACCAAGAGUUCACACCUGAAGGCUCACCUCAGGACACACACAGGUGAGAAGCCCUACCACUGCAACUGGGACGGCUGCGGCUGGAAGUUCGCCCGCUCCGACGAGCUCACCCGGCACUAUCGCAAACACACCGGGCACCGGCCCUUCCAGUGCCACCUCUGCGACAGGGCCUUCUCCAGGUCAGACCACCUGGCUCUGCACAUGAAGCGGCACAUGUAGCCCCCGCAGACUCCCAGCUGCCCACAGUGGACGUUAUUUAAACUGCUCAGGUGCAGAAGGGUUUGGGAAAAGAAACCAAUGUUGUAGCUGGUACUACGUAGGGGAGGCACCGACGCUCCGGCGAUGGACGCUGAGGAGAUUUGACCCAAGGAGACUUAGCCAGUCAGCUCCUGCAGAGAACUUGACGGGACUCAAUCAGUGAACCUGCCCAUCCCAGGCAGAACAAGGGUUAUUUAUGCAGCUUGUGUGAAGGGUGAACUCCGUAAGACUCCAUACAGAUUGUAUAGAAGAAGCUGUAAAUAUGUCUGUCUGUUUUCUAACUGCCCAAGUCCUUAAGCUUUACGAGACAAUGUUUGUAUGGAAACUGCCUGAAGUUGACCCUAGAAGAGGUUUAAAUGAAUGUUACUGUAGUUAAGGAUGUUGUUUUAGAUCUCAGUUGAAGACAUGGCUAAGAGAACACUCCUACAGUUUAGACUGUUUGUUUCACAGGUGCAAUAAUAUUCUUGUCUGCCAUGAUCUACACUAGAAGUACAGGGCUUGAUGUCUUGUAAGGAAAAAGAACCUAUUUUACUGUAAUGUUUUUUAUAUAUUGUAAAUAAUUUUAUACAAGGAGAACUAUUGUAUGUGUAAAUAGAAGACAAAUGGGUAUUUUGCCUAUUCCUGUUUUUAUAAGAGCCUCGUGGUUUUCAGUGUUUGAAGACAUUUCUUCUUUUUAAUAAAACAAGUUUUUAAUUGC
Molecule: messenger RNA, 1928 nt
Organism: Colius striatus (speckled mousebird)
Lineage: Eukaryota; Metazoa; Chordata; Aves; Coliiformes; Coliidae
Gene: KLF2
Product: KLF transcription factor 2
Exons: 3
Coding region: 44-1192 (382 amino acids)
Biological process (GO): regulation of transcription by RNA polymerase II
Molecular function (GO): DNA-binding transcription factor activity, RNA polymerase II-specific; RNA polymerase II cis-regulatory region sequence-specific DNA binding
Source: RefSeq, a predicted model, not a curated record